UAGGCUGUUUGAUUGUGAAUUUGUGAACAACUAUUUAUUCUAGUGACCUGACACAGUUUUAUUAUCCAUAGAAAUGAAGAAUAGACGACUGUAAUGACUACUGAAAACCCAUAGGGUUAUAGUUGGAGCAGUUUUUGGUGUACUAGUUUUUAUUCUUGUCUCUCACUUGAAGUUGAACUUCUGAGAUUUUGCAACCGAGAUGCUGCAAGGCGAAUUCUGGUCACUGCUGUGCAGAGGUCGUAAGAAAAAAAUUAUAACAUUAAUAAUAGUAUUGAUAUUUUUAAUAAAUGCAAUGUUAUAUGUCAGUAUGGAAUUAUACAAUACUAUUAGAAGAAACCGUGAAGAUUGGAGUAAAAAUUGGCAAAAUGAUCAGUCAAACACAGAGAAAGGUGGUAUGAGAGUAAUAGUUGGGCACUAUAUCGGAGGCUUUGGUAAAGGAAACUUAUCUGAUGAUAUAAUAAACAGUAACAACUAUGCGCCAGUCAAAGGCGCCGGGGAAGGGGGUCGGCCAGUACAACUCGCUCAGCGGGAACUCAUCACAGCACGGGAAUUGUACCAACUGCACUCCUAUAAUAUACUCGUCAGCGACAAGAUAUCUAUUAAUAGAAGUUUGCCUGAUAUGAGAAGCGACAGUUGUAAGAGCGUGGAAUUCAACCUAGAUAACCUGCCGACGGCGACCGUCGUCAUAGUGUUCCAUAAUGAGGCGUGGUCGACGCUGAUGCGUACCGUCAUGUCGGUCAUCAUGAGGUCUCCUAAGCGGCUAUUGAAACAGGACUUAUUGGUAGAAUUCAACCUAGAUAACCUGCCGACGGCGACCGUCGUCAUAGUGUUCCAUAAUGAGGCGUGGUCGACGCUGAUGCGUACCGUCAUGUCGGUCAUCAUGAGUCUGAAGGACUUAUUGGUAGAAUUCAACCUAGAUAACCUGCCGACGGCGACCGUCGUCAUAGUGUUCCAUAAUGAGGCGUGGUCGACGCUGAUGCGUACCGUCAUGUCGGUCAUCAUGAGUCUGAAGGACUUAUUGGUAGAAUUCAACCUAGAUAACCUGCCGACGGCGAGCGUCGUCAUAGUGUUCCAUAAAAAGGCGUGGUCGACGCUGAUGCGUACUGUCAUGUCGGUCAUCAUGAGGUCUCCUAAGCAGCUAUUGAAACAGAUAUCUCGGCAAAGAACUUUGGUGUUUUUGGAUGCUCACUGUGAGGUAACACAAGGUUGGCUCGAGCCCCUCCUCGAUCGAGCGGGAAGCGAUGACGUCUUCAUAUGCCCACACAUAGACCUACUAUCCGAGGACACCUUAGCCUACACCAAGAGCAUCGACGCUCACUGGGGCGCUUUCAGCUGGAACCUCUUCUUCCGCUGGCUCAACCCCAGUGCCGAAGUCAUGGCUCAAAAAGCAGAAAACCCCUCCAAACCCUACCCCACACCAGCUAUGGCCGGAGGCCUUUUCGCAGUCAGGAAAAGCCUCUUCUGGCGCCUAGGAGGAUACGAUGAAGGUAUGCUUAUUUGGGGAGCAGAGAACUUGGAACUGUCCUGGCGGGCCUGGCAGUGCGGCGCCCGAGUAGAAAUCACACCAUGCUCACGAGUAGGACACAUUUUUAGACGACACAGCCCUUAUAAAUACCCAGGAGGCGUUAGUAAAGUUUUGAACGUUAAUUUGGCACGCGCGGCCACUGUGUGGAUGGACGAGUGGGCAGAUUUCUUUUUCAAAUUCAAUCCUAACAUAGCAGCGAUCCGCGACCAACAAGCAGUGUAUUCUAGGGUGGAGUUGCGGAAGAAUUUAAAGUGUAAAAGUUUUAAAUGGUAUUUGGAUAAUGUGUGGCCUCAGAAUUUCUUUCCUAGCGAUGAGAGAUGGUUUGGUAAAAUUAGGAGCGAUCUUGGUCCUUGUUUAGCGGUGCCGGAGCAGACGACGGGGCUCGCCGUACCGGCAAAGGGGGUACCAUGUGGGAUUGACGAUAGAAGUUGGGACACGAUGGUCGUUUAUACUCCCGAGGGUAAGAUUAUGGGUGAUGAGAAUCUGUGCUUAGAGCGAACCGAAGGUCGCGCCAUGUGGAAGGCUUGUAAAGAAACGCCGAAGCAGAUUUGGGAGCAGAAAGGGCCUAGGUUAAAAACAAAAGACGGGCUGUGCUUAUCGUUAGCACUGAUUGAUAAACAGGCAGAUGGUUUUAAUGACAUCAUCUCGACAAAGAAGUGUCGCGACAAGAUGCGUGACGCGGCGACCACGCAACAGAUCUGGCAUUUCGACCGAGUGCCUUGGCGAUAAAUGUGAUAUUUAGAGUACUUAAAUAUAUUGUUUAUAUAUUGUAUUGGUGAUCAAAUUCAAAGUACAAUAUUCCUCUACAUUGUUGUAGUUAAGAAUCUCAUUAUUUGUUUCUUCGUUUUCUCUCUUCGUACUUUUAUAUAUGGUUUUUAUGUUAAAUGUUUAUUGCGGAACUAUAUAAUUAACUGUAAUAUGUUUUAGAUAAUGGUAGAUAGUAGUACCUUUGAUUCACAUUCCAUUGUAUAAAAACUAGUAUUACAUGUAUACUGAUGUUUAGAUACUCUUUUGCUGAUGUGUAGAAUAAGUCCAGUAUGUUUGUGUACUUAUACCGAUUGAUCACAUAGUACCUGUAUAUAUGUAAUUUAUGAAUUGUUUAUUGGCCAAUCUCAUGAUAUUGCUAUUGACUACACUCUACAGUAAAAAAUAUAUUUUAAAUAUUUUUUCGUAAAUUAAUACGUACAUUUUAUGUAUUUCAAUGAGAAGGCAAACUAUCGUACCAGUCUGCGUCACUUUAACAGUUUGCUAUUACUAUCACAUCUUAUAAUUUUUAGAUUUUUUUUUCUAGCUUGGCAACACACGAUCGCCGUGGUGACAUGGGUCCUAAGACUCAUCUUAUGCUUAGUUCUACUCCACUGCAAAUUUAUCUUUGAUUUAGAAACGUAGUGUUUGUAAUAUGAAUAGUACACAAUGAACGAAUAUUAGCAUUUAUUUUUGGAAAUACUCAUUGCCAUAGGCCAGUUGUAUUACUCGUAAUUAUAAUUAUAUGUGUAUAUUGUACAAAUUUUUAGUCGUAAAAUAAUUGUGUAAUUUGCAGCUAAAUAUCUAGUCUUUUUAGAUAAUUUACAAUUAUAUACUAUGUAUGCUUGGUGUAUAAUAUAUGACUUAUUAAAAUUUACUUUUCAUAUGGCAGCAGUAAAAUAACUCUCGAAUUUAAUAACAUAUCACUAAUUAUAUGAAAUAAUGUUAUUUUAUACAUCUAAUAUAAACUAUAAAUUCGAUGGACCUACUUAAAAUUAAUAUGAUUAAUUAAUCUUCCGAUUAUGUUUAAAACUGUGUUACUUUAUUCGUAACAGUAGGCAAUAAUGGUUGUGUGAUUUUAAUUUAACAGUGAUAUUUGUAAACAAAUUAAGAAUAGUAUGUUAACAAUUAAAAAUACAAGCUGUAUAAUUUAUAAUAUCUUAUUUUAUUUAUAAAUCCCACUUAAACAAAAUAAAUGUCACAGGACAGAAUAAAUAUAGUGUGACACAAAAUUGUAGAAAUGAAAUAAUUUUCUGUAAAAAAAUGUUGCCAUGUUUUAAACUUUACGUCAAAAAUGUGACAGUUACGAAAAACUCGUUAAAUUUCUAAAAUUGUAGUAGUAGUAAUCACUUUAUUGUGUACAACAGUUUAUAUACAAUUUGUAGGAAUAGAGAUAUAGUAUGUCGCACUUUACUCAUUCGGCUAAAAUAACUAGCUACUAAAUAUAAACUACCCCAAUAAAAAGAA
Molecule: messenger RNA, 3736 nt
Organism: Leguminivora glycinivorella
Lineage: Eukaryota; Metazoa; Arthropoda; Insecta; Lepidoptera; Tortricidae
Product: polypeptide N-acetylgalactosaminyltransferase 1-like
Exons: 10
Coding region: 200-2254 (684 amino acids)
Cellular component (GO): Golgi apparatus
Source: RefSeq, a predicted model, not a curated record